AUGAGGGCGCUUCCUUCUCUUCUGGUUAGGACACUCACUUCUGGAAUCAGUGGCUCCUUGGGGCUUCCUGACAUGUCUGAAGUGCGGAGCAGAUUGAGAGAUAUAGUGGGAGCAUCUACCAACUGGAGGGAUCAUGUGCAAGCAAUGCAAGAAAGAAAAGCUCUUCAUACUUUACUGGCAAAACGGCAGGAAGAUCUCCCUCCUAGGAGAAUGAAGGACAGCUACUUGGAAGUGAUUCUGCCUCUAGGAAGUCAACCUGAAAUAAGAGAAAAGUACCUGAAUGUACACAACAGCGUAAGGUUUGGAAGGAUACUUGAAGAUCUUGACAGUUUAGGAGUUCUUAUUUGCUACACUCACACCAAGCAGGAAAUGCAGCCAAGGUCUCCCUUAUCCAUAGUUACAGCUCUGGUGGAUAAAAUCAAUUUGUGCAAGAAGAUUAUAUACCCAGACUGUGACAUCAAAUUCACUGGCAAUGUUUCUUGGGUUGGGAGGACCUCGAUGGAAGUGAAGAUGCACAUGCUGCAGCUACACGAUGGUGAUUACAGCCCUGUGUUAGAUGCAACCUUUGUCAUGGUGGCCCGGGAUCCAGAGAACAAACGGCCAGCAUUUGUUAACCCACUCGUUCCUGAGACCCCUGAGGAAGAAGAAAUCUUCAAGCAAGGGGAAUUGAACAAGCUGAAGAGGAUUGAUUUCAGCACUGCUUCCUUACUGAAAAUGGCUCCCACUGCAGAAGAAAGAAACAUUGUUCACGACAUAUUCCUCAACACGCUGGACACAAGGACAGUAAGUUUCCGGAGUCGUAAAUUACCACCCAAUUCAGUGUGGAUGGAAGAUGCAAAGCUAAAAGGCCUACAGAUUUGCCAUCCUCAGGAACGGAACAUCUUCAAUAGGAUCUUUGGUGGUUUUCUCAUGAGAAAGGCGUUUGAACUGGGAUGGGCAACUGCUUGCAGCUAUGGGUGAGUUGUAGAC
Molecule: messenger RNA, 969 nt
Organism: Eurypyga helias (sunbittern)
Lineage: Eukaryota; Metazoa; Chordata; Aves; Eurypygiformes; Eurypygidae
Product: acyl-coenzyme A thioesterase 9, mitochondrial-like
Exons: 11
Coding region: 1-960 (319 amino acids)
Biological process (GO): acyl-CoA metabolic process
Cellular component (GO): mitochondrion
Molecular function (GO): fatty acyl-CoA hydrolase activity
Source: RefSeq, a predicted model, not a curated record